AUGGAACCAUCACCAGAGAUGUACGCGAUACUCCUACCACUCCUCAGUAUCAUCUCCUUCAACCUCGCCCUCUGCAUCAUCAUGUGCUACUUCAUCCGCCGCAGACGUGUUCCCGACGAAGAAGCAAUCAAGCUCAUGGAGACCAAGCCAAAUCUCGAGCGAGGCAUGCUCGUCGAAAUCAUCUCCAUCUACCGUGACGGCAUCGAAAUAUACACAAGAGACAAAGCACCCGCCAGUCAACGUCUGUACUACCAUCCUUCACUCAAGGACCCCGAGCAGGCUCACAUGUACCUCCACGACGUCCCAAUACCCCCCAAACGAUCAAUAGACGAUCUACGAAGAGAACUAGCCGCAGGAAUACGCUGGUUAUACCGAUCUCACACCUAA
Messenger RNA from Fusarium fujikuroi IMI 58289, 387 nucleotides. RefSeq lists its product as uncharacterized. NCBI's taxonomy places the organism in Eukaryota, Fungi, Ascomycota, Sordariomycetes, Hypocreales, Nectriaceae. The record is from RefSeq and is a predicted model, not a curated record. The transcript has a single exon. The coding region runs from base 1 to 387 and encodes 128 amino acids.